Cercocebus atys (sooty mangabey) is the source of this 741-nucleotide messenger RNA. RefSeq names its product methylosome subunit pICln-like. Gene Ontology annotation, cellular component: spliceosomal complex; cytosol. Bases 354 to 599 code for a protein of 81 amino acids. Gene Ontology annotation, biological process: mRNA cis splicing, via spliceosome. Lineage: Eukaryota; Metazoa; Chordata; Mammalia; Primates; Cercopithecidae. The transcript is spliced from 2 exons. The record is from RefSeq and is a predicted model, not a curated record.
AGAGGGCAAGGGUGUUCAGUCUGGGCAACAAAACAAGUCCCAGUCUCAGAAAAAAAAAAGAUGACCAUUAGCUCGUUGUGGAUGAGAUUAGAUUAUCUUAAAAAUAACCUUAAAAAUUCAUUCCCGGCAAGGUGUGGUGACUCACGCUUGUAAUCCCAGCACUUUGGGAGACCGAGGUGGGUGGAUCUAGAGGUAACGCAAUCGAGGCAAGGCUUUUCUAGGAUGCUCACUGGAUAAAUAAUCAGGAUUUUUCAACCGUAAUUGGAAAUAAAUUUGUCAACCAUAAUUGGAAAUUAAAAUUGAAUUGCAGUAUUCAGAUUUAUCAAUACGCUUCAUUUUUUAAAAGUCAAAUAAUGACAUUAAAGGGGUGUUUUUAUUUUCUAGAAGAAUCAAAAGAACCUGUUGCUGAUGAAGAAGAGGAAGACAGUGAUGAUGAUGUUGAACCUAUUACUGAAUUUAGAUUUGUGCCUAGUGAUAAAUCAGCAUUGGAGGCAAUGUUCACUGCAAUGUGCGAGUGCCAGGCCUUGCAUCCAGAUCCUGAGGAUGAGGAUUCAGAUGACUACGAUGGAGAAGAAUAUGAUGUAGAAGCACAUGGUUAGUGAAACGGAUUUUAAAGUGUUUUUUUGUUUGUUUGUUUAGUGUUUCAUUGUAAGCAUUUAUUUGUAUUAAGGGUAGAGGAUUAUAGUUCUUUAUAUGUCUGUAAAAUAUGCAGUAUGGUAAGAUUAUUUUUAUUAUUAUUAU